AUGGACGGCUGUCUGGUCGAGCCCUUUGGGUUCUUUUGUCUGUCGCAUUGUGGAUGCAUAUACAUCUGGGGUUGUCGCUUUGCUGAGCAUAUUGUUGCUCUAUUGUGUGUUCAGGAAGGGGUAUACAGGUAUUUUCAACUCCUCGGAGUGGACAACUGUCGCACCAAAGACUCACCCCUAUUCAAAAACGCAGAAGAAUCUCUUUUGGUCAUCCGCGGAUUGGGCAUCCAGACAUCUACCUCAUCUGCGACCUAUCUGUCUAAAGCUGCGACGAGAUUCAUUCCCACGACGCAGAUCCAAGAUAUAGUGAUUCAUGAAGCUUUCAAAGGGUUUGAAGUCCGCUUUUACCUCGCUGUGAUUGUGGAGGGUGAGCCGGACGUUGUUGUGGUUUUCCCUAAACUCCUACCGAGGCGCGCAAUUUUGGAAGAGGUUUGGAGGGGUUCUCGGCGCUGUUUAUAUGACGCCAAAUCAUGA
Molecule: messenger RNA, 474 nt
Organism: Aspergillus fumigatus Af293
Lineage: Eukaryota; Fungi; Ascomycota; Eurotiomycetes; Eurotiales; Aspergillaceae
Product: putative phosphatidylinositol N-acetylglucosaminyltransferase
Exons: 2
Coding region: 1-474 (157 amino acids)
Biological process (GO): GPI anchor biosynthetic process
Cellular component (GO): glycosylphosphatidylinositol-N-acetylglucosaminyltransferase (GPI-GnT) complex
Source: RefSeq, a predicted model, not a curated record